GCAAAUUGCCUUGUGUAGUUGUUAAGCAAACAGCUAAUAUGUAACAAGGGCUCAGUCCACUGAGUUUAGUGUUCUCAUUGUACCAAAAGUUGAUGAAGGUAAUUGUAUCUCCCUGGUGUUUCUUGUACCUAAUAACUUUACAUUUACAUGUUUUAAUUCUAAAUGCUUGUCAUUUCAGACAAUUGUACAUGACGCAUUUUCAUUGUAACCUGUAAGUUUGGACAUUUUCAAGAGGACAAAGUCGCCCAACAUUACAAACAACUUCAAGUGACUAUCUGUAACAUGGUGCAUCCCUGGUGAUGUGCAGAGAGAGAUGAUAUGGCACAGGCUCCCUUAUCUGAUCCUGAUUGUCUUAUAGAGAUUGUACUGGUGGGGAAAGUUGGAUGUGGGAAGAGUGCUUCAGGAAACACCAUCCUAAGCAGGGAGGAGUUCAAAUCAUCGUGUAGUUUCUCAACUGUGACAAAGACUUGUGAGAGGAAGACAGAAGUUGUUUGUGGGAGGAAGAUAGCUCUCGUGGACACUCCUGGACUAGACUGUGCUGAGGUGUCCAGUUACAAACUGUUUCUAUCCUUAAAGAACAAAACAUACAAAAUCAUCAAUAUCUUCCUGCUGGUGAUCCAGCUGGGCAGGUUCACAAAGGAACAGAAUGCAGCUGUACAAAAGAUGGAGGACAUAUUUGGUGAGGAAGUGAGAGAGUUCACCAUGAUACUCUUCACACAUGGAGACAUGUUGAAACGUACAUCGAUAAAAGACUAUAUCCAGAAAGCAGGUGAACCACUGGGGCAAGUUGUUCAGAGAUAUGGUCAGAGAUACCAUGUGUUCAACAAUGAGUCUGGUCCUUCAAGCCAGGUGACAGAACUGUUUGAGAAGAUCAACAGAAUGCGGACUGUGGUACAUAACAGAUCGUACUACUUUGUUUCAUUCGGAGCAAAGAUGAGUGAAUACAUCUCAAUGAAGACGGGGCUGAGCUUUUGGAUUGUCGAGAAAGAAUUGGACCGGGGAAUACUUAUCGUAACCGACGGUUUUACAUAUCUAUCAGUAAUGGAGGACAUUAUGGAUUAUGAUGUAAAACGACUGGAGGAAAUAAAAAGACUUGAGGAGGAGAGGAAACGACUUGACAAGGAGAGACAAGAAUAUAAGGAAAUGGAAAUAAUGUUUAAGAUGCCGAGGAUCUAUGGACCUCUGUGGAGAAACAGGCGUGAGGAGGAGCGAGAAAGACUUAAGGAGGAGCGAGAAAGACUUAAGGAGGAGCGAGAAAGACUUGAGGAGGAGCGAGAAAGACUUGAGGAGGAGAGAAAAAGACUUGAGGAGGAGAGAAAAAGACUUGAGGAGAUGGAAAUAUUUGAGGAGCUGUGGAGCUGUAGAUAUGUGGUAAGAAACAGAAGUGAGGAGGAGAGAAAAAGACUUGAGCAGAGAGAGAGAUGUGAGGAGGAGAGAGAAAGAUGGAAGGAGGAGAGCGAAAGACGUGACUGA
Molecule: messenger RNA, 1473 nt
Organism: Salvelinus sp. IW2-2015
Lineage: Eukaryota; Metazoa; Chordata; Actinopteri; Salmoniformes; Salmonidae
Product: GTPase IMAP family member 4-like
Molecular function (GO): GTP binding
Source: RefSeq, a predicted model, not a curated record